Molecule: messenger RNA, 3220 nt
Organism: Anopheles funestus (African malaria mosquito)
Lineage: Eukaryota; Metazoa; Arthropoda; Insecta; Diptera; Culicidae
Product: protein FAM161A
Exons: 3
Coding region: 816-3209 (797 amino acids)
Biological process (GO): cilium organization
Cellular component (GO): cilium
Source: RefSeq, a predicted model, not a curated record
CCAGUUCGUCAUACUGUUAAGCUUCCUGCUACUGCUACUGCUGUUACUAUUGGUACUUGCUCGAUGAGAAGUUCCAGCUGCCACGGUGCCAAACAAAGAACCUCCCACAGGGUAAUUUCAUAUCCCAACAAAGACGGUCUCGUCUCGAAGGUGAUAACAUAUAAAAUAACGAUGACGUCGUCAAUUUUGCGUUGAUUUUCUGUUAGAAAUCAACCGAAAGAGCUUUCCGGUACUCGUGCGUAACUUUCCUAGUCCAAGAAGCAAAUCCUCUCGGGAAACACUUUUUGCGCAACCCAAUAGACUACCACCGUUUUGUUCGGGUUCGGCAGGUCCCGAAUAUCGUAACACCCUAACCGAGAAUGGUCGUAGUUUCUGUUGCCAUAGCACUAUCAGAAAACACAACAAACAAAGGUGCUUUUUUCGUAGUUUUUGCUGCAAGAGUUGAAGUGAAAAUUCCAUUAUCAGUUAGUAACGAAUGUUUCAUUGUGAAGCCAGAAACGAAAGAAAUUCGGUAACGGAUCAGGAAUAAAUUGCUACACACUCAGUACACUGAGGAGAUACAGUACUACACUAGUUUGUUCUUCAGCGGCUGGCUUCGAGCCUGGUAAAGAGGGCCACAGAUAUUUCCAGGUCAUCCAGCUUUCCUGAUUUACCUUCAAACGCGAAAAACGAUGUCAUCCGAAACGUGGUACAACGUGUAUAGUCUGCAAUAAGCGUUUCAGUUCGUGUCCUACGAGCCCCGAAUUCUCCGGCUUGUUCUAGAUUUUCCGCGUUCUCGAACGCGUACUAUCGAUACCAUCGCAAAUUCGACGGUCAUGUCCGGACAGCACGGUCGUUCAGUGUUUGUCAAUUCCUGCAUCAAGAAACCGCUCAGCCCAUCCAGUAAACGGCCCAAUCCCUCGUUUCUAGUGCCACAGUGUAGUUUGGAUCGUGGUAUGCAGGAUCCCCGUGCACAGGAAGCCAUGAGUACGAUAACACGUAAAAAGGCAUCGAUCAAGUGUCCCCUGGCACGGAAUGGACAGUACCGGCGCUCCAAGUGUUGCUCCUUGACGCACCAGCUGCGCAAAGAGGCGGAUAGUUUUCAAACGAUGGUACAAUUCUACGACAGCAUUCCGGACUACAACGAUCUGCUGCAUUUGCCACGGGAAGAAUUUUACUGUCGGCUAAAUACGCUCAAAAAGAAGCAGAAAGAAUUAAAAUCGAUCUGUUUCGUGGGCGAGAAUGAUAGAGCGACGUGUCCGUUGUCGCCGGAGCCUGGUUCUUGUACUAGGCGAAAUGAAGUCCGAAGGGCAAACAAACAUAGCUAUCAGAGCAACGUAAACGAGAGUGUCCCCAGUAGUGGUGAGGUUGUGAAAGAAAACGAUCGUAGCGAUCAAGCAACGGAAGAUGGAGAAUCGUUACAUUCUUGGAGCAAAUCUCCACCAACGGUGGUGGACACCACACACGAUUGCACCAGCAAAGCUGUUGAUACAACACGGAAAGGGUCUGCGAAAUCGGUUCGAAUAGAAAGCACCAAGGAACAUAGUCUGCAAGACGAGCUGGGACAGAGUAGCAGAAAGUAUCGAUCGGGCACACCGUACGUUUCCGAUCCGGACGAUAGCACUACGACCACAAAAAAUGCAACCCCUUCAUGCGCAACGCCCGCCAAUUCGGACUUUGUCGAACGAUAUGAUCGAUACGUGAAGCGUAGCUUGCGUUGUAAAUCGGCCAGCCCGAUACGCAACCUUGCCAAUGUCACUAUUCCGCAGCCUUACAAGAUGACGCAGCGCGAAGAGGAACAGCGAACGCUGCAGGAUUUGCUACUCGCAAGCAAAAGUGCCUUUCCCUCCAAGGAAGCGUUGGCCGAGUCUAGUGUUAAGCAGUCGACACAAUUCCGAGCCAACCCCGUUCCAAUAACGUCGCGGAUACCGCUCUUUGAUACCAUUAUGGCAGAUCAGGAGAAUCGAAGCCGCUUAGCGAAGCUUAACUCCGAGAUCGAGUUACAAGCGCAGAUAAAACCGUUCCAUUUUUCCGAGCGCCUAAAUCGUGGCCACAGUCGCUGUCUAAGCAGAAGCUUAUCUUCGCCGGCUCUGCUCAGCACGGGCUAUGAGUCGGGAAUGGAUGUCCUGAGGAAAUCACGCACCACCUUCAAGGCAAAACCGUGCCCGAAGAAGUUGUUCAGCAGCUACUUUCACACCAAAGCCUGGGAGGACGAAUACUUUCGACAUCUGAACAAACGGUUACGGGCAGAGGAAAUGUUGAAGCAAGCGGCCCUACCACCGUCGAUGGCUCGACGGGAACGGAGUGAGCGCAAGAACUGUCUCUCACGACACUCGUCAGAGGAUCCCGGCAAAGAUCGGCCCGGUUCUAAUGGGGGCAAAAUGUCAAAACGUAAGCGAAAAUCACGCAAACCCUUGAAAAGGCGGAAAAGUGUGGAGCAAAAGUGUGCCGAAUAUUUCACAUCCGUAAACGAUCCGGCUAGGCUUCACUAUCCAACCAGCAAUUCCAGUUGCAGUAAUAGUACGGACAACAACCGUGGAUCAGGUGAUACACCGGCACCGAUUUAUCCGGUCAACAGACCUAACCUUGCUGCCACUCUUCGCACGGAAUGGUGUCGCAAGAAGCUACGUGAUAUGGAACUCGACGAUACGGUGACGGAGAAAAAGAAAAUCCCGAGAUUCCGAUGGGGUGUUAAAAAAUCUCAAGCUUUUCAAAAUUUGAACCUGGACCAUACACAUGAGGAAGAGCUGAAUCUUCGACUUGCUACUAGACGCGCGGAACAGCGGCUACGUCAGGAAGAACAUGCGAUCAACAUGGAGCUCAUGAGACAGCGCGUGAAGGCGGCCCCUUUGCUGCUGGAAGGUCCACCACAGUGGGGACCUCGGUUGGGACAUGUGGCUCACCGUUGCUCUAGCUUGAACCGUGAAUCGGAACAAGCUCUCUUCCGCAAACCGGAUAAAGUGAGCAAAAUGAUUUCUCAGAAAUUAGCAUCCACUGGUAAUAGUGGUGCUCCUGCCGGGAGCAAGAAAUGUGACUCACCCGUCACAACGUCCACUACCAGUACUGGUAGCAACAAUCGCAUGACAAACCAGGAACAUCGCCAAAGAACAGCCGAAAAGCGACGCAAUGCCGGAAAUGGAAGUAAGCUCAGCACUUACUCCUUCGAUUCCAAUGGUAAGCUAAGCUAUAAAGCGUGCGACAGUGAACUGUUGAGUCUAUCGGAUGUCUAACAGGGAGCGCA